AUGGCCAGCGCACAGCCGGGGGUCCACGCCUUGAAGCUCCAGCCUCCAGCUGUGUCACACACCCUCAGGAACGGCAGCAACUUCAUCAAAUGGGACGAGGAUCUCUCCACUGUAACUCCUGUGACUCUCUACGUGGACCCUCAUGGACUGUUUCUAUACUGGACCGAUCAGAACAAGGAGACAGAGUUGCUAGACUUAACCCACGUGAAAGAUGUGCGGACGGGCAGAAGCACCAAAACAGCCAAGGAGGCUAAGCUGCGGGAGUUGCUGGACGUGGGCAAUCUGGUGGGCCGGCUGGAGAACCGCAUGGUCACCGUGGUGACGGCUUCUGACAUUGUCAACGUCAACCAGAUUAUCUUCAUCGCGUCUCAGGAGGAUGAAGCAAAGGUGUGGUCCGAGGAGCUCUUUUGUCUAUCUUCCAACCUGCUGAGUCACAAUUUGAACAGGGACCACAGUCUACUCAAAGCGUACGUGAAGUUGACACUACAGCCCAAUGGCGAAGGCAGAAUUCCCGUCAAGAAUAUUGUACGCUUGUUUUCGUCAGACAGGAAGCGAGUGGAGAACGCGCUGGAGAAUUGCCGACUUCCUUAUGGACGGGGCGACGCGAUCAAACUGGAGGACUUCACUCUGGAGGUGUACAAAAGCUUCCUGGAGCACCUUUGCCCUCGACCAGAGCUCGCCAACAUCUUUAAACUGCAGGGAGGCGACGGCGGUACCGUGUCAGUGGAUCAGAUGACAGACUUCAUCAAUAACAAGCAGCGGGACCCCAGACUCAACGAGAUCCUGUACCCACCUCUCAGGCCUGCUCAGACGCAGACACUCCUGGAAAGACACCAAAGCGACAAGAGGCUGCUGGAGCAGGGCCUGAUCUCAGUCCAGGCCUUUAGCAGUUAUCUGUCCAGCGAUGAGAACGGCGUCAUCCCCCCUGACAAACUGGACCAGUCGGAAGACAUGAGCUUCCCUUUGUCGCACUACUUUGUCAACUCCUCUCACAACACUUACCUGACAGCGGGCCAGCUGGCAGGAAGCUCCUCGGUUGAAAUGUACCGACAAGUCCUGCUGGCCGGAUGUCGCUGUGUGGAGCUGGACGUGUGGAAAGGUCGCACGGCGGAGGAAGAGCCCGUCAUCACGCACGGCUUCACAAUGACCUCGGAGAUCUCCUUCAAGGAGGUUAUUGAGGCUAUUGCAGAGUGCGCCUUCAAGACAUCUCCUUUCCCAGUCAUCUUGUCGUUUGAGAAUCACGUUGACUCUUUGAAACAGCAAGCAAAAAUGGCUGAAUACUGUCGAUCCAUCUUUGGGGACGCGUUACUGAUCGACCCACUGGACAAAUAUCCGCUGGAGUCAGGUACGCCGCUGCCAAGUCCUCAGGAGCUGAUGGGCAAAAUCUUGAUCAAGAACAAGAAAUCUCACAAAGCCUCCGUCAGCGGUGAUGUCAAGAGACUGACGGAGCAGCCGGCUAAUCAGGACCCUGAGCCUGUCUCUCUUAGCAACAAUACUACAGCUGAGAUGGAGGCAGAGAGCGAGGAAGACGAUGAUGAUGACGACGAUGACGGGAAAAAGGGCUCGUCGGAACGAGAGGCCGUGGCCACGGAGGAGAUGUCCACUCUGGUCAACUACGUACAGCCUACUAAGUUCAACUCCUUCGAAGUCUCCAAGAAAGCAGCCCGCUGUUACCACAUGUCGUCAUUUGUGGAGACCAAAGCUCUGGAGCACCUCACCAAGUCACCGGUGGAGUUUGUGGAAUACAAUAAAUCUCAGCUGAGUCGGAUAUAUCCCAAAGGAACCCGGGUGGAUUCAUCCAACUUCAUGCCGCAGCUUUUUUGGAAUGCUGGCUGUCAACUUGUGGCCCUCAAUUAUCAAACCAUAGAUCUGUCCAUGCAGUUGAACCUCUUCAUGUUCGAGUACAACGGCCGCAGCGGCUACAGGCUGAAGCCUGAAUUCAUGCGCCGGCCAGACAAACACUUUGACCCCUUCACGGAGAAUACGGUGGAUGGCAUCGUAGCCAACACACUCUCCGUCAAGGUUAUCUCAGGCCAGUUCCUUACGGAGCGCCGGGUGGGCGUCUACGUGGAAGUGGAGAUGUUCGGACUUCCUGUUGACACCAGGAGGAAAGCUCUGAAGACCAAAACCUCGCAGAACAACAAUGCCAUCAAUCCAGUGUGGGAUGAGGAACCCGUAGUCUUUAAGAAGGUGAUUCUUCCCACUCUGGCCUCGCUGAGAAUCGCUGCCUUCGAGGAAGGAGGGAAGUUUAUCGGCCAUCGCAUAAUUCCUGUGUCUGCCAUACGACCUGGGUAUCGUUAUAUUGGCCUGAGGAAUGAAAGGAACCAGUCUCUUAUUCUCCCUGCCAUUUUUGUCUACAUCGAAGUCAAAGACUACGUCCCUGAUACUUUCGCAGACGUGAUUGAGGCUCUUUCCAAUCCGAUUCGAUACGUCAACCUGCUGGAACAGCGUUCUAAGCAACUGGCUGCACUUACGCUGGAGGACGGAGAUGAUGAUGCGCAGACAGAGGAUGAGACCGACAGCUGUGUCGAUCGGAAAAAUGAUCCCAAGUCGCCAUUGGUGGAGAACGGGCUGAGCCCGACCACUGGACCCGCGGGCCACGCACCCGUCGCCGUGGCACCCAAGCCGUCUGUGGCCAGUCAGCAAACCGCUACGGCAGAUGUGGCCAAACCAACAGCAAAAACUGAAGAUUUGGUGUUAAGUGUUUUAAUCGACGUGCCCAUUGGCACGCUGGCUGGCUUGCAGCAGUCCAAAAUGUACCAGAAAGAGCAGCGGCGCCAGUUCAAGGAGCUGAAGGAACUAGUGAGGAGGCACCACAAGAAGACAUCAGAGCUCCUGCGAGACAUCAACAACAAGUACAAGAAGACGGCCAGACAGUGCAGCAAGAACAGGAGCUCGACGUCCGAGGAGCCCGAUGAACGUCUUCAGUCGCUGCGGGACGAGCAGCACGAGCAGCUGGUGGCACUCCGGCAGGAGCAGUACUACAGCCAGAAAUAUCUGCAGAGGGAACACAUUAAGACGCUGAACGAGCGACUUAGCAGCCUGGCUGAAGAGAAUCACAAUAUACGGAUGAAGAAACUAAAAGACAUCUGCAGCAAGGAGAAAAAGGAACUGAAAAGACAGAUGGACCGAAGAAGAACCGAGAAGAUCAACCUAGCGAAAACCAAGGAGAAACAUCUGGCAGAAGAAGAGAAGAUGGAGAUCAAUAAGUCGUAUGUCAACGAAGUGGUGCAGAACAUCAAACGGCUGGAGGAGACGCAGGCCAAGCGGCACGAGCAGCUGGUGGAGCAACACAAUCAUCUGCUGCAGGAGAUACAGGAGCUCAAACCAAAGCUGCAGGGUGCCAUCGAGGCAGAGUUUCAAGAGAAGUUCGACCGUUUGCCCGGUGAGAUUCGAGACUUCCUGCAGGACAGGAGGCCAGAGGUCAGAGGUCACAGCAAAUCUCGACCGUCCACCCCCAACGAGAUUCUCUCCGAAGACGACUGA
Molecule: messenger RNA, 3486 nt
Organism: Nerophis lumbriciformis (worm pipefish)
Lineage: Eukaryota; Metazoa; Chordata; Actinopteri; Syngnathiformes; Syngnathidae
Source: RefSeq, a predicted model, not a curated record